Anguilla anguilla (European eel) is the source of this 2596-nucleotide messenger RNA. Its product is annotated as protein shisa-9B-like. The transcript has 4 exons. Gene Ontology annotation, cellular component: postsynaptic membrane; dendritic spine membrane; AMPA glutamate receptor complex. The coding region runs from base 345 to 2528 and encodes 727 amino acids. Gene Ontology annotation, biological process: regulation of short-term neuronal synaptic plasticity; regulation of AMPA receptor activity. The record is from RefSeq and is a predicted model, not a curated record. Lineage: Eukaryota; Metazoa; Chordata; Actinopteri; Anguilliformes; Anguillidae.
UUCACUCACACUUACUCUGAGAUCUGUUCAGUUUUAUAUACACCGACUCCGGAGUACAACGCUGUGUGCGCGCGCAUAGUAACCAAGGCUGGCUGCGGAGGAAAGCGCGAGAAGUGCAGAAGGGGAGCGCGAGUCAGUUCAAAUAUUGCGGAUACCUGUAACAACUGAGAGACGUCACUCUACAACAGGAGCGCGUGUACGUGUGUAUUGAAUGUGCCGCAGUAGUGAGCGCACCACCUACACAUAUACCCACGCGCGCAUUUAACACAGCCGACCGUAAACUUGGGAGCUCCGUCGACAGUUUCGCACUGAAAUAUUUUUUGAAAAAAUGAUAAUCGUCGCGGAUGGCUGUGUCUUGCUUAUUGGAGAUAUGCUUCUUGGAUUUUUAUGAGAGUCGGUCGUUUUCAAGUUCGCCGUUCUUUCUUUCUGCGGUCCUCGGGAAGAGAUCAGACAAAGGAGAGCUCACUAUGAGUCGCGCGGGGCUUUUGUUUGGGUACUUUUUGGUGAAAGUUCUGGCGCUGCUGUGUUACGCGGAUGGGGAACCAGGGCAGCAGCUCGAGGGCUUCGUGAUGGUUUCGGCAUCCAACGACUCCAGGGAAGCAGAGGGAGGGCUGCCGGAGCCACCCCAUACAGAAGACAGGUGCAGGGGUUAUUAUGAUGUGAUGGGCCAGUGGGACCCACCGUUCGUCUGCAGGACAGCCAGUUACCUGUACUGCUGCGGCACCUGUGGCUUCAGGUUUUGCUGCGCUUAUAAGAGCUCGCGUCUGGACCAGAGCAAGUGCCAAAACUACGACACCCCCAUGUGGAUGAUGACAGGCAGGACCCCAUCCAAGAAAAACGACCGGAAUGACCCCACCAGGGAUAAAACUAACUUAAUCGUCUAUAUCGUUUGUGGAGUUGUAGCUAUUAUGGCGCUUGUUGGGAUAUUCACGAAACUGGGACUUGAAAAGGCGCACAGACCGCACAGGGAAAACAUGACCAGAGCGCUGGCCAGUGUGAUGCAGCAGCAGGUUCCGGGUUCGAGGGACCAGAUGGAGCGGGAGGUCACCAUGGGGUCUCAGGGCCAGCACUACGAGAACAUGCAGGCCCAGGCCCGGGCCACAGCCAACACCCUCCAGGGCCCCCAGAUGAACAGCACAGGCGCAUCCAUGGGCCCCACCCCUUCCCUGGUGCCCACAAUGGGACAAACUAUGGGUCAAAACAUGAACCAAAAUAUCGGUCAACCCAUGAACCAGACCAUGGGCCAAACCAUGGCUCACUCCAUGGGUCAGAAUAUGUCCAACACCAUGGGCCACACUAUGGCCCAAAAUAUGCCCCACACCAUGGGCCAAGGUAUGCACCACAGCAUGGGUCAAAGUAUGUCCCAUCCCAUGGGACACACCAUGGGCCAAAAUAUGGGCCAGAAUAUGGGUCAUGUCAUGGGCCAAAAUAUAGGCCAAAGCAUGGCUCACUCCAUGGGCCAAAAUAUUGGCCAAAAUAUGGGUCACUCCAUGGCUCACUCCAUGGGUCAAAAUAUGGGCCAAAAUAUGGGUCAAAAUAUAUCCCACUCAAUGGGCCACACCAUGGGACACAAUAUGGGUCAAAAUAUGUCCCACUCAAUGGGUCACACCAUGGGACACAAUAUGUCACACACCAUGGGCCCAAAUAUAUCUCACUCCAUGGGCCAUGCUAUGGGCCAAAACCUGACUCACUCAAUGGGCCAAAGUACACCACACACUAUGGGCUCAAACAUAUCUCAUUCAAUAGGCCAAAAUACAUCACACACCAUGGGCUCAAACAUAUCCCACUCAAUGGGCCAAAAUACAUCACACACCAUGGGCCCAAAUAUAUCCCACUCCAUGUCCCACACCUUAGGUCAUACUCCAGGCCAAAAAAUGACUCAAUCGCUGGUGCACACCCUCCCCCAGCCAUCGGCCCGAACUCUGCCCCAACCGAUGGCACACACCCUACCCCAACCAAUUGCCACGCCCAUUGCCACGCCCAUAACCCAAGCCUACCACACCCUGGGCCAGCUUAGCCACAACUACGACCACCACCAGUCGGCUAAGGACGUGAGCAGCAAAUAUGCCUCUCUCAAGGCUGUUGCGGAAAAGGCCAGCGAGAGCUACUUCUCCAGCCGUCGGCAGAUGGUGGAUUUCGCAGUGAAAGGCAGCCUGCCUUUGCACCCCGUGCGUUUGGACCACGGCGGCGGUGGCGGCGGCGGCGCCCCCUACAGUUCGGAGAUGUCGUGCGGCAAGCAGAACGGCCACAGGGCCAAGUCCGGCAGCCGAGCGCACGGGACCCACGGAACCCACGGGGCCCACGGGACCCACGGGCCCCACCCGCUGGCCUACGCCUCCAACACCAUCGCCAGCCCCACCGUGGUGAAGGGCUGGGGCGGGUCCGAGACCCUGGGCCGCCGGCACAACUACGGGGCUAAGAGACACUACGGCCUGGAGCACAACCAGCUCCGCUCGGCCCAGAGCCAGCACUUCCUCCCCCCGCAGCCCUACUUCAUCACCAACAGCAAGACUGAAGUGACCGUGUGACCCAGAGAGGGACAGGGAGGGAGGGAGAGGGAGAGGGAGAGGGGGGAGUGAGAGAGAGGAGGGAAGGA